This is a messenger RNA of Myotis davidii, 1457 nucleotides long. It is a transcript of the gene RHOV, whose product is annotated as ras homolog family member V. The coding region runs from base 101 to 571 and encodes 156 amino acids. The transcript has a single exon. Gene Ontology annotation, biological process: small GTPase-mediated signal transduction. Lineage: Eukaryota; Metazoa; Chordata; Mammalia; Chiroptera; Vespertilionidae. The record is from RefSeq and is a predicted model, not a curated record. Gene Ontology annotation, molecular function: GTPase activity; GTP binding.
GGCAUGGAGGAGGCCAGGGGCCCUCGGCCUCGAGUCCCAGGUGUCCAACCCCGUGAGGAACGCGAAUCCCCGCGCCCUGUGACGGGGAACAAUCCUGCUAAUGUGCGACCCGGCCUCCCCAUCCCAGGAAGACUUCGACCGCCUGCGCUCCCUCUGCUACCCGGACACCGACGUCUUCCUGGCCUGCUUCAGCGUCGUGCAGCCCAGCUCCUUCCAAAACAUCACCGAGAAAUGGCUGCCCGAGAUCCGCACCCACAACCCCCAGGCGCCGGUGCUGCUGGUGGGCACCCAGGCCGACCUCCGGGACGAUGUCAACGUCCUGAUCCAGCUGGAUCAGGGGGGCCGGGAGGGCCCCGUGCCCCAGCCCCAGGCUCAGGGCCUGGCUGAGAAGAUCCGCGCCUGCUGCUACCUCGAAUGCUCGGCCCUGACCCAGAAGAACUUGAAGGAGGUGUUCGACUCUGCCAUUCUCAGUGCCAUCGAGCACAAAGCGCGGCUGGAGAAAAAACUGAACGCCAAAGGUGUGCGCACCCUCUCCCGCUGCCGCUGGAAGAAGUUCUUCUGCUUUGUUUGAACAGCUAUGGCGGAGUCGGGAGCAACAGGCAUGAAGCCCCUGGACAUCUGGAGCCUGGGGUCGGGGCUACUGGCGGGACCAGGCUACCCCGUGAGACUCAGUUCCCUUCUGAACACUAUGGGGACCUGGGCCUCUAACUGCCCACUCCUGCCAGGUUGAGCCUCGGGCCUGGAAGAAGGGAGGCUGUAACUUGGAUUUCUGUGGUUCAAGGCUUUCAGGGAAAUCCCAGCACUUUGAUUUUCAUGGGAUGGUCCUCACAGUGUCAGCCACCUCUAAGCAGUUUGGGAUCCAAUUCCCAGCUUCUUAUCACGGGCCCUCGGUCCCGCUGGCUGAAUUAGGACCCCCUGUGGAUGUCCCCACCCCCUCCUUGGCACAGGGGUGAGGAAGAGCCCAGGGAAUAGCUGGGCAUCUUGGAGAGCUCGAAGGUGUCCAGCCCUAUCUGGGAAGUUUGGGAUGGACUGUGUAAGGUAGAAGUCAGUGCGAGAUCAAGAGGGAGCAGAAAAGGAGGCCGUGGAGCCUUGGGACUGGAGGCUGGGAAGGAGGAGGCAGGUCAGAGAGCGAGGCCUGGAAGGAGUAAGACACGGAGAGCAGAGAAGUGGAGCAGCUGAGGAGUAAGGCUGAUACCUGGGCUGCCCUCAACCCCCAAGGCCAGGGAGGGCGGGGCUGAUCCCUGGGAAGAACUGGGUUUCAGGGCUCCCUCGGCACUGCCCAAACUGGCUGGGCUAGGAGUGGGGCAGGAAGUGAGAGGAAAGGCCCAGCAGAGGAGGGGGAGAAGCUGCAAACCAGAAUCGGAAGGAAGAAGGGGCUGGGGAUCACCUUUUUCUCCAAGGCCGCAGCCUAGAAGGUAGGGCCGUGCAGGCUGCAAAUAAAGAUUUAAGUUUCUGAA